AUGCUCGCAAAUAAUUUGUUAUUUGUGCUUCUUCUUUUAUUGAUUGCAGAAGCAAAAUCAAAAAAGAACUACGAAAAUCGGCAAAAUACAGGAGAUGAAAAAACACGAGUAGGACGUGCACUGGACGAAUUAGAAGGCGCUGGCUUUGGCUUUAAAAGAUCCGGAUAUAGAAGAACGAAAAGAGCGCUAGAUUCACUGGAAGGAGCUGGUUUUGGUAUGAAGAGAGCACUGGAUUCAUUAGAAGGUUCCGGCUUUGGAAUGAAAAAACGAGCACUGGACUCAAUUGAAGGCGAAGGCUUCGGUGGAUUUUCGAAACGAACACUGGAUUCCUCCGAUUUUCGAAAUGACCGUGGAAUGAGAAAUUAUCUUAGAAGUGAUGACAAAACAACGAAGGGAGCCUUGGAUUUUUUGGAAGGUUCUGGUUUCGGAAUGCAGAAACGAGCGCUUGACUCAAUUGAAGGUGAAGGCUUCGGUGGCUUCUCAAAACGAGCUCUGGACUAUUUAGAAGGUUCUGGAUUUGGACUGAGAAAACGCGCCUUGGAUUCGCUGGAAGGUUCUGGAUUUGGUAUGAAAAGGGCACUGUAUAACACGGACGGCGAAGGAUUUAAUGGCUACGACAAGCGAGGUUUCGAAUCUUUUGAUAAGUUUUUCUCAGAUCUCUUCUCUAAGCUGCCUUUGAUUCGCUUCCAAAAUUUGCUGCUACUGUUACCAGAUAUUUGA
Molecule: messenger RNA, 720 nt
Organism: Gongylonema pulchrum
Lineage: Eukaryota; Metazoa; Nematoda; Chromadorea; Rhabditida; Gongylonematidae
Source: the annotation of a GenBank genome assembly